CUCCUGUCAAGAUUAAGAGAUCAAUGACCACGUGGGGGCAGUUGCACCGCCGACCUUGACCGCAGGAUCGUAGUCAAAUCCAUCGCCCCUGAUCUCAGGUGCGGGCUACCGCGGAAUGUCCUGUUUCUCUCUCCAAUAUCGGUCUCCUUUCACAAAACACCAGAUUUCCUCGGUCACAGCUUCGACGGUAGAUCCCACGCUGGCGGGCCGGCUGGCCGGGGCCCCCUCCCACCGUCAUCGGCCUCCUCGUCUCGCCCCUUCUCACCUCCACCCGCUGCUUCCACCUUCACUUCACCCGGUUCCUCAACCUGCGAAUCCGCUCCGGUUCGCCCUCGUUGUCUUUACCCACAUUAUUCGUGCCUCUGUACAUGUCCUUGUCUCAGUCCCGGACACCAUUAUCCCAGGAGCCCUUUCUGUCGCCGCCCCUCUUCUUCUGCGGGCAUUAGCUCGUGCUCAGAGUUGUCAAUACCAGCCCUCCUUCUUGCGCCUUGCGCCUUCGCGGCCGCUCCGAGAGUGACUUCUGCUGCGGCUGGCACCGCCACCACCAUUGCCACUACCACUAAUGUGUUGCAGACGUGUGAUGUGGUAGCUUUAGCGUUCUCUGACACUCUGUACGGCUCUCUGGC
Parathielavia appendiculata is the source of this 626-nucleotide messenger RNA. RefSeq lists its product as uncharacterized. The record is from RefSeq and is a predicted model, not a curated record. The transcript has a single exon. The coding region runs from base 116 to 517 and encodes 133 amino acids. Lineage: Eukaryota; Fungi; Ascomycota; Sordariomycetes; Sordariales; Chaetomiaceae.